AUGAAAUCAUUGGAAAAAUUGACAUCAGAUGUGUUGGAGUGCUAUUAUGCCAAUAAUUGUAGUGUCGAGCAAUGGGAGGUUAUUAAGGAUAAUUUAUUUGCAAUCGAACAAAUUGACGCAUUCGCUAAAUUUCCAAGCGCCGAUAUCCUAAGAUUAAAAACCAUAUACGAUGGGUCUUAUGAGGAAUGCAAGGCAUCUAGUGGAGCUCAUUAUAAGACUAACUAUUGCUAUUUGAUAUUGUCUAUGGGAAAGAAUAUAAAACUGGCGAUUUGUGUACCAAAAUCAUGUGGAAGAGAGGAUAUUACAAGAAUGUUCAACAAAAUUUCUCAAAUUCCUCUAAUCGCUUGCGAUGCGUAUUGCACCGAUUAUGCCAUCGAAAAAGACUCAACAUUUUGGGCAUUGAAUGCCUUUUUGGGAAUCACCAUUGCAAUCGUGUUGAUAUCAACCAUAACAUGCAUUCGUCAUUUUUUAAUUAUUCCAGAAUAUCUAAAUGCAUUCUCAUUGUGGACAAACUCAAAUAAACUUCUCAUUGUGCGAGAUCACAAGAAUGGAGUGAUCCAAUCACUCGAUUGCAUACGAUUUUUCUCGCUGAGCUGGGUCAUUGCGGGACACUGUACAACAAUUUUUGGAUUCUCUGAUACUAUUCUUCCAAUUGCUGACGUUCCCAAAAAUCUACUAAACCAUUUAAUAAUUGGUGGAACAUUCGCAGUGGAUACAAUCACUCCACCUAUGAUAAUGACAAUAUGGUUUUUUAUAGUUUACGCUCCUUACAUCAGAGGUCCAGCAGCGGCAGUAGCAAUGAACCAGCAUUUGAUGGAAGCUGAAACUUGUCGUCGAAAAUGGUGGAAGAAUUUAUUGUAUAUAAAUAAUUUUGGCAAUUUAAUGGAUCUGUGUUAUGCGCCUUCUUGGUACAUGUCAGUCGACACUCAAUUGUAUUUCGUCGCUCCAAUCUUCAUUAUAGCAUUGUCCAUUUCCCGAAAAUUUGGAUGUAUUCUACUAGGGACCAUCGGUGUCAUAAGCAUCGCAAUUGUUCACAUAUUAUUUGCCACUUAUGACCUACCCGUCGAUGUGAUUGGCAAAGGAGAUUUCUUGAAAUUCUUUGUCAAAAUCUACAUAAAACCAUGGAUUCGAUGUCCACCUUAUUUAAUCGGGGUUUUUGUUGGAUACGUGCUUGCUCGAAUUCAACCGCAACGAAUUACCAAACGCAUUCCAUUAAUCGUUUUGGGAUGGAGCGUUGCUGUUAGUAUUGCCCUUACAUGUAUUUUUAUCACAUAUCAAUAUGAUAAGGGCGAGCAGAAUUGGAGCGCAUUCACUAGGGCAACUUAUUACAAUUUGUCGCGGAUCUUCUGGUCGAUGUCUGUUGCUUGGGUCAUCGUCGCAAAUUCGAUUGGCUGGGGAGGACCCAUCAAAAAUUUCAUGUCUCACCCAAUCUGGCAGCCAUUCGGACGACUCUCCUACUGCGCUUACAUCGUCCAUUGGAUGGUGAUUCUCUAUUUCGUGAAUAUUGGCGAUCGGCCUCUUCAUUUAGUAUCGUUAUGGCAAGUGUACGUUUACUAUGCGAUUCCGGUCACAGUGUUAACAUUCUUAUUGGCCUUCAUUCUAAGUUGUCUGUAUGAAAUGCCAACGUCCCGACUGGAAUCAAUAUUCUGGAAAAACAUUGAAAGCGCUGAAACAAAGGCGAGAUUCGAGUGGGCUGUCGAAAAUCAACGAAAAAAUCUAUAUUAUAAUCGCGAUGUGUUUUAUAUAAACAAACUGUGA
Caenorhabditis bovis is the source of this 1758-nucleotide messenger RNA. Lineage: Eukaryota; Metazoa; Nematoda; Chromadorea; Rhabditida; Rhabditidae. The record is from the annotation of a GenBank genome assembly.